AUAGUGCGUUGUAAAUUAAUUAUUUAUUAAUUAAUUUUGUUUAUUUUACUUUUAUUUAAAUUACAGACUGUAAUAUUUAUAACUAUUCUAUUAUUAAUUAUAAUUAAAAUAGAGCGUAUUAAUUUUUAUUAUUUCUAUUAAUUAAAUAAAACUUAGAAAGUAAUAAUUUUCUUUAAAAUUAAUCAUUUAACUUUUUAAUAAAGGAAGAAUUUAAAUUAUUAAUUUUAAGUAAAUUAAAGUUAAAAAAUAAAUUAUUAUCAAAAUAUGAUUAUGAAAUUAAAAAAGCCUAACGUAAAAUGAUUUAUAAAUCUACUAAUCUAAUUAAAUAUAUAUCCUUAAUAAUAAAGAACAUUGUAAACACUUUCUCUAAAUAAAUUAAAAAAACAUAGAAUUGCAAAUGCGUAAAUUCUUCAUAUAUUAUCUUAUUUUUAAUGAAUUUAAAUAAAAGAAAAUUGUUGUAUUUAAAUUUUUAUUAGUUUUUCUUUUUUAAUAAACUUAAUAUAGCAACAAGUAAAUAUUAAAUUACAAAUAAUGGAAAAAGUAAUUAAUAUUGA
Ichthyophthirius multifiliis is the source of this 554-nucleotide messenger RNA. RefSeq lists its product as hypothetical. NCBI's taxonomy places the organism in Eukaryota, Ciliophora, Oligohymenophorea, Hymenostomatida. The transcript has 9 exons. The annotation marks the transcript as partial. The record is from RefSeq and is a predicted model, not a curated record.